This is a messenger RNA of Paramisgurnus dabryanus, 3429 nucleotides long. It is a transcript of the gene ppp1r14ab, whose product is annotated as protein phosphatase 1, regulatory (inhibitor) subunit 14Ab. Gene Ontology annotation, biological process: regulation of phosphorylation. NCBI's taxonomy places the organism in Eukaryota, Metazoa, Chordata, Actinopteri, Cypriniformes, Cobitidae. Gene Ontology annotation, molecular function: protein serine/threonine phosphatase inhibitor activity. Gene Ontology annotation, cellular component: cytoplasm. The record is from RefSeq and is a predicted model, not a curated record.
CUUCUCCUCCUUCCCGGAAUUCGGUAUGGCGUUGUUUGUAUGACGCAGUCUACGUUCUUGGGAGCUAUAGUCAACCGAGUUGGAUUCCUUCCGGCACUCCCACCACACUGCUCCGUGGUAGGGCCGUCCUGCUUUCACUAAACGCCCUGUCACACAAUGGGUUAACAACCAGUGUCCAAAGUAUUUGUUUGUACUCACAAUCACUGUACAGUAUGCUCCGUUGUCAGCCUCUUCUCCACACACGGGCUCGUAUCCACAGCAGCAGACAAGUUGGCGUGUACACACACACAACACAAUGUUUACCCCAGUAAUGUCAGUAGCUUUUGUUUCCUUCGGAUCAUUUAUUACUCACUCUGACGUUGAUUUCGCUCUCUCGGUUUCGUUUCAGAUUCCAGCAGUAUGCUUUCCUUCGUCCCACACAGCCACGCCAGCCCAGCCGGAAGAGUAUACAAACACAACAGCAACACCAACCCACGCCAACAAAGUAUGAAGGCAGUAUACAAUUUGUACAGAUAUUGAAAGUAAGCAACGAACCCGGCAGCGCUAGGACCCAGAGGAGAAGCGCACUCUAAUGGAAUCAGCGCUCCCUCGUGUCAGAGGAGCGCACCUACUCCACCAAACUCUUGAUCAAUUUGUAUGCAAGAGUCCAUCCGGAGGUCAGUCUGGAGAUGGCUGCGAAUCGGGUGGGGAGGCGAUAUAACAAUAAGAUCCAUUCCCCGAACCGAGGAUCCAGCAGGGAAGCUGGACUGAGCGUGCAAAAGAGACAAGCCCGAGUCACGGUCAAAUAUAACAGAAAGGAACUCCAGAGGCGCUUAGAUGUUGAAAAGUGGAUAGAUUCUGGACUUGACGAGCUGUAUCUGGGAAAGGAGGAGGAGAUGCCAGAGGAAGUGAACAUUGAUGAACUACUUGAUCUUCAGAGUGAUGAGGAAAGAACACAGAAACUUAAGGACAUUUUGCUUUCCUGCAGUAACAACACAGAGGUCUUCAUCACAGAAUUGGUUAAUAAACUUCAUGGUCUGCAGAAACAAGAGGAUCUCCACAACAAUGGCAUUGAACAUCCCCAACUUCACAUCUUUCCCGACCGCCAGAGUUCUUCUGACACUGAAAGACUCUAAGCACACUCCCAGAAAACACAAACAAGCACACAGCUAUAGCUGAUCAGUCCCUAACUGUACAUCAGACAUGCUUAAUAUCUAUACACAGAAAGGAUCUUCAGUUUGUAAAGAAACAAAAAAUAAUUUUUUUAUGUAAAAUGACAAAAUAUUUAUGCUUGCAGAAAUCCAAGCUCAUAGUAAAAUAGUUAAUAACAGUUUCUGUGGUUUUCCACACAAAUAUCAUGGACACAGGUAUCAUCCCUAUUUUAUUUAUUGCAAGCUUUGAAAAAUGAGGCUUUUAACAUGCAUGCACCACAACGCACAACAAGAACCAUGACACUAUCCAAGCUUAUUUCUACAUGACCUUGCCAUACUUUAUAUUUCAUAUGGCCCAACAGAUUAAGAUUCAUUAAGUUAUAUUAAAUAAUUUAUUCGACUUGUUUAAACCACAUUGUACCUUUCUAACUUUUCAGUAACUUUACUGACGAAACAUUUUUAAAGUGCGCGUUAUUGUAACUUUUGAUCAACUUUCAACCUAUGUGGAAGAUUUAUAUCAUGAAGAAUGCUGUAUGUUUUUGUUGUUUUGAAGGAUUUUCUGACUGAGUUCAUAGGCUAACCACAACUGGACCAAAGAUUUUUGGCACAAGGAUUUUGGAUUUCAAAUCAGUAAUGGUAAUUAUUGUUGUGUUGUUUAUAUACGUGGUUCGAUUUUGUAGAAUUAAAUUAUUUUUAAGAAAACAAAUCCUGGAAUAUUAAUGAUAAAUGUAAUAUAUAAACUGACAUUCUAUGCUUUCAUCCAUUAGUUAUGAAGGAGUUUGUUGGAGGCUUGUUUUAACAAAACCAUAAGGUAUUGCUAAUAGUUUGCUGCUGCUCUGUUAACUGCUUCAAAUGUUUAAUGGUUGGUCAAAAGCUUAAUUUGUUCUUGAAGAAUUGUACACGUUUUGUAGGAAUUGCCAAGUUUUUUUUAUAUUAUAAUUUUUUAUUUUGUGUUAUACUGUAUGUACAUAUUUUCUGCAGACUGACAGAAAUUUUAAUUGUUGUUUUUUUUAUUUAAUAGCAUUUUUAUGAUUUUGAAAGCACAUUCCAAGCAGUGGCGGCCAGUGACUUUUUUUUCGAGGGCGCGUUAUGCAAAGUUCGCCACAACAUGUAUGUAGCCCAUCAUGUGUGGGGUUCGUCAUUUCAAAAUGUGUUCUGAGCAUCGAGUGAACCUGUGUGCAUUAUGUGUCUUGUCAAAAUAAGUGCCUGCUGCAGACACUCUAAAGGGUUUAUGAUAAAAGAGACGCUCGCGUUUGCUAGAUACUAGAUUUGUCAGAGUUUACUAUUAAGUAGUGUUGUAGUCAAGACCACCUAAACCAAGACCAAGACAGGCCGAGACCGAGACAAGACCAAGACUUUAAAGGGUCGAGACCAAGUCAAGACCAAGACCAGUGCAAGUCACUGCAUUAAAACACUAAUGAUAAAAUGUGGAAUAUGCAGAUGAUUAGGCACUUCUUGUCUCUGUGUGUGUGUGUGUGUGUGUGUGUGUGUGUGUGUGUGUGUGUGUGUGUGUGUGUGUGUGUGUGUGUGUGUGUGUGUGUGUGUGUGUGUGCCAUCAGAGAAGUUGAUAAAAUAAACAAAGGCAUUGCAGAUAUGUGGGGAUUUAUCUUUGUCCAUAAGCAAAUUAAAGUGAAUAAACACUAAAGAGCUGAAAUCAACUUAACCAUUUAAUCUGAACUGUCUUUCCAUGGCUUGCCAUCCACUUAACACAAUGCAGGUGUUUUUAGUAAUAAAAUUAGAAAAAUUGUCAUUGGGAGAAACAUAAACAAUGCCAAAUUCAUAUGCCAAACCUGAAUAAACUGCAUAAAAUUAAUGAUAAAAAAUACAUUUGUGAUGUGCUAUCAGUUGUGGUCUUGACCGGUCUUGAAGUAAAAUUCAGAGUCCUCUUUGUCUGAGAUUGAGACGAGACCGAGUAAAAAUGUGGUCGAUUCAAAACGAGACCAAGACCGGUCUCGAGAACUACAACACUACUGUUAAGGGAGUGUCUUGCGUGUAUUUUGUGAACGUGAGCGUCUCUUUUAUCAUAAACGGUUUUGAUGCGUGUGCAGGAGGCACUUAUUUUGAAAAAAACGUGAUGCACAUGGUUCACAUGACGCAACAAACACAUAUUUUGAAAACACGAGCAACACACAUGACACUUCAAACACUUUUUUUUAAUUGCGCCCCUCGGAAAAGAGCAGUCACGAGCCGCCACUGAUUCCAAGGGCUAAAGAAACUUAAUGACUAAGAUGUAUUACAUUUAGUCAGUGCACAAUUUGUUUGAAAUGCUGGAUAAAAAUAAAGUUUUUUAUGUUGCUGA